GAAAAUCCGAAAGAAUUGCCAUAUUGGAUUCCGUGUGGGUCAAACCACACCGAUCAAUGAAUCUUUUGUGUAAACUGACAUUUCAAUCUUCCAGUUCUAGGUGGGCAGUUUUCGAGAUCACGUUUGAGCACAACUGCAAUUUGACUCUAUUUUUAUCUUUACGGAGAACAAGCUGAUUUCUAAAGGACAUGCAUUAAGUUUCUAUAAGGAUGCAAAUGACGUUUUGGAGCGUGGAAGGUGAAACUCUCUGUGUGAUCACUAAAGCGAACGAUAUUCAAGAACUCUACCGAAACAGUUCGACGAUAACAUGGGAUAAUUUGAUCAAAGACAUGUACUCCUUUGUGGGCCUGUCUCCUAGAAGCAUCUCUCAAAUGUGGGGUGAGUCUCAUGAACAGCUAGCUACCAUAAACUCCAAAGAUCCCAUCCGAUCAGCACACGAGAUGACUUCCGAAUAUCAUCGUCAGCAAUUACUCACGGCGGCCAAUGCUGAGAACCUCGUCCAACGAAUAGUUCCUAGCCUUGAGAAAAGCCUUUCCUGGAACAUAUUGAGGCAGCAUCCCGCUUGCGUCCGCACAUCUGGAGAUUCUAUCACGCUUUCUCUGUGGGAGUGGUGCAAUGAGGUUAUCAUCAAGAGCUCAGCCACUGCAUAUUACGGAAACAAACUCUUCGACAUAAAUCCGAAUCUCCUACAAGCAAUGAUGUCAUGGGAAGCCACAAACUGGAAACUUAUGUACAAACUAACUGACUUCAUGGCACGAGAUAUGAUUGAUGCCAGAAGCGAAUUCAUUGACACGCUGUGCAAAUACUUUGAAACACCUAAGAAAGACAGGUCUGAUGCAUUGUAUUUUGUAAAGGCAAUGGAGAAAGAAAUGCGCGCAGCUGGCUUGGGCGAUCGUGAAGCUGCAGGCAUACACAUGUUACAUUUAUGGGCGAUUACCGCUAAUGUGUAUAAGGCUGCAUUCUGGGCAAUAGCCUACAUUGUCCAUAAACCAGAGUUGCUUGAUAAUCUCCGCACAGAAGUUGCUCCAGCUGUAGGAACAGACGGAGAAACAGUGAAUCUCAAGUACCUUACAGAAGACUGUCCACGGCUCGAAGCUUUCUUCAACGAAGUCCUGAGAGUCAACUCGGCAGGAGCACUUGCACGGGAGGUUGUCACACCCACAUUGUUUAGUGGGAAAGUACUUGCGAAAGGCACAAAGCUUAUGAUUCCGUACCGCCAACUUCAUCUGGAUGGACAAGCAUGGGGACGAAACGCUCGUGACUUUGACCCGGAAAGAUUUCUCAAGGAUAAAAGCCUUCUGCGCAGUCAAAAUUUCCGACCCUUUGGAGGCGGCCAUACACUCUGUCCAGGGCGCUUUAUUGCUAAGAAAUCAAUUUAUGCCAUCUUGGCUCUUCUUUUUUCUCGAUACGAUGUUACUUUGGAUACUGACGCUGCCAAUCAAAAGUUCCCACGCAUCGAUGACGCUACGGCAGGAAUUGGAACAUUGGCGCCAAUACCAGGAGAAGAUGUUAAAUUGGUCAUCAAACCGAUCGAAAAUUAAGGAAGAGCUGUUAUAUCAUUGGAACCCAUGUUCUGAUAUUGAGUGAGAAGAUAGUGAUGAGGGUUAAAUGUGUGUGUUUCUGGAGAGGGAAUCACAUGGCAUAGUACA
Molecule: messenger RNA, 1649 nt
Organism: Botrytis cinerea B05.10
Lineage: Eukaryota; Fungi; Ascomycota; Leotiomycetes; Helotiales; Sclerotiniaceae
Exons: 4
Coding region: 210-1541 (443 amino acids)
Molecular function (GO): steroid hydroxylase activity; iron ion binding; heme binding
Source: RefSeq, a predicted model, not a curated record